Molecule: messenger RNA, 765 nt
Organism: Neurospora tetraspora
Lineage: Eukaryota; Fungi; Ascomycota; Sordariomycetes; Sordariales; Sordariaceae
Exons: 2
Coding region: 1-696 (231 amino acids)
Source: RefSeq, a predicted model, not a curated record
AUGUGCUUCAAGAAAACCACCAUCUUCGUCUGCCGCUGCUUCCUCCGCGACACCUCCGCCUGCCCUCACUCCGCCUACCUCGCCAAAGGCGAGCUCGAGAAGAGCAAGAUGGAGCGUUUGGCCGCAAUCUUCCAGGAGCAGGCCCGUCCCUUUCUCCCUUCCUCUCUUUUGUCAUCUCCUCCUCCCGGCAUCUCUCGUCCCCCCGGCAUCUCUGCUCCCCCUCUGUUCUCUCCUGCCUCCGCUUCCUCUUCUUCUACCUCCCCCGGCAUCCCUACCCGUGCUCCCACCCCUGCCCCGCCCCGCAUCAUCGACGGCCUCUUCUACGAGCGUAAAAUGGGCGAAAUCCAGCGCGCCGUUCACUGGGACGUCUGGAGAACCGAGUGGUUCCCUUGUGCGGCGUACCAUUGUACGCACCUCGAUACCGUGGUCAACUCGGAGGAGGAGUACAUGAAUUCCCCGGAGUACUUUGGGGAUGAGGAUAAGGAGGUGAGGGUGCUUGGGUUGUGUGAGGAGUGUAGGGGGGUUCAUCGAGAUGAGUUGCGUGGGGUGGAUGUGUUUGGUGGGUUUGGAAACCAGAACCAGGGGAAUGGGGGAGAUGGUCAGGGUCGUGCCGGUGGUCAGAAGGAUCAGGCUGAUGGGGGAUCGGACAUGCCGGAGGUCAAGGAGGCGUUGAACAGGUGGAUGGAUAUGGCUUGAGGUAUGGGGGUCUUGUCGAUGACUUGAGGGCCAGCGAAACCGACAUAAUUCGGGGACGACAGAUCGGUG